Molecule: messenger RNA, 1711 nt
Organism: Homarus americanus (American lobster)
Lineage: Eukaryota; Metazoa; Arthropoda; Malacostraca; Decapoda; Nephropidae
Product: ski-like protein
Exons: 3
Biological process (GO): negative regulation of BMP signaling pathway
Cellular component (GO): nucleus
Molecular function (GO): RNA polymerase II cis-regulatory region sequence-specific DNA binding; DNA-binding transcription factor activity, RNA polymerase II-specific; SMAD binding
Source: RefSeq, a predicted model, not a curated record
GUAGACGAGAGGGGUUACAGCGACAGUAAGUGACGAGCCGCGAUACAGGAAUGAUGUUCGUGCGUCGCGGCUCAACACCGCAGUGAGUGCAGUGAUGAUCAUGUUGUGCUAGUGCGUAAAGUGCCCAUUGUGCAGUAAUUUGGCCUUAUGGCGACACCGGACUACAGCCCGCUCCUAAAGCGAGUGCUUCGCUCCUACCAGAAUGCAGCCAUGACCAGUCUCCAUGGGCCGGGACCUAACUCUUACCUGACCGACACGGGCGUGAAUAAAAAGUUAGCCGAGUGUGAUGAAGAACCUCCUUCAAUCAAACUGCUUGAUGCCCACACCAAGCAAGAGAUAUAUAGGGAGGUGAGCUUCAAGAAGGCCUUGCUCUACGAGGACUCUCUUAAGAACAAAACGGUAGAUAUAUGUCGGCGGUGUGUUGAUGAUAGCGAGUGUAGGCGGGCCUCACCACCCAGUCCGCCCACCAACCACACGCCCACCUCUCCCACAAGGGACCCACAGCCUCGCCUGCCAGAUGUCAAAGACACCCCUGUAGAUACCACUAGCACUGCCAUCAGUUCUCCCACUGCCAGUGUCGUCCGGAACUCCGUCAGCGACACCUGCACCUCUGACAACUCCUCCAACACCACCAGCAGCGCCUCCAGCAGCAGUGGCGGUGCUGGUGGGUCAUGGGUGGAGCCUGGGGUGUUCCUAGCCCCAGCGCCCUUCCCACCGCAGCCGUGGCCAGUGCUGGCUGUUGCAGACAAGGGAUCCCCUGGGGCGGGACGAGGCCGAGAAGAGACCUUACUUGACGGGGAGCCUAUUGCUUGCUUCAAUGUGGGCGGGGAGAAACGGCUGUGCCUGCCGCAAAUCCUCAACACAGUGUUGCGGGAGUUCUCCCUCGGCCAGAUCAACGCCGUGUGUGACGAACUCCGAAUCUUCUGCUCCCGUUGCACGCCGUCCCAGUUGGAAGCCCUCCGAGUAGCGGGCGUCCUGCCUCACACUGCCAGGUCCUGUGGUCUCAUCACCAACACGGACGCCCAGAGGCUAACUCAGGCGCUGCUACACGCCCACCCAACCCGCGCCCCCGCCCCGGCACCCACACAGCCCCAAGACCAUCCACACCUACGCGUCUAUCACACCUGCUUCGGGAAGUGUAAAGGGCUGGUAUGGGAUGACCUGUACACGAGUGCCGGCGCUGCCUGUAUUGAGUGCGAGGAGUGCCGUGGCUUGUUCCCUCCGGCCCGCUUCGUCUGCCACGCCCACAGAGCACUAGAGAAUCAGACUAUCCACUGGGGUUUUGAAGCUGAACAGUGGCGCAUCUAUCUCUUGCUCGCUAAGGAUCAGCAGCUGCCUCUCGAGAAGGCAGAGGCGCAACUUAAAACCUUUAAGAAUAAGUUUGACCCAGCUGGUGCCAAUUACAAGCGCAAACAGAUUGAAUUUGUUGUCGACGUCGAAGAUGUAUAUUUGUCCGAUGUUUUAUAUAUCCGGUAUAUACCUCGUAUCUUCCAGUGUACUCCACCAGGUUACCUCCAGUACCUCAAAAUGAUAGACCAAAGCAAGGACACUGGUGGGGUUAAAUUGGCCCUUAGAUCUGAUGAAGAUUGGGUUCGUUUUGAACUGGAACCCCUAAACUUAUGGGUCCGUUUUGAACUGGAACCCCUAAACUUAUGGAUCCGUUUUGAACUGGAACCCCUAAACUUAUGGUACCGUUGGGGUCCUGUUAACA